ACUUUAACUUAUUGCACCAGUGCAUCAGUGCAGCUAAAAAGAACAGGCCAAUUGACACACUUGUACGGUUCUUUUCCCCUUCCAUUAAUACAAGUUCUGUCUCUCUCUAUUGCUCCGGAAAUGUGACUUCUGCGGAUAGCUGUCACUUAUAGAUAAACAUAAAGAAAUUGAAAUAUCACAAUUCUACGAAUUGUAUCGUAAAAGAAACAAUUAGCAGUUAUUACCAAAUAAAAUUGCAUUACAUUACGUAAAAUAAUUUUGAAAAAGAUCAAUGUACAUAUCUGCUAUUAAAUAUUUUAUAUAAAAUAUUUGUCAAUUUAACUGUAACAAGUAUUAAGUAUAAUAAAAUAUCUAUAAUAUCUUGGUUUAUCACAUAUAAUAGUGACAAUACCGUUGUUUCUCUUAACAUAACCUUCGAUUAUACUCCGUACACUAUGGCAAGUGUUCCUGGUGUCACACUGGAAACUGCAAAAGCUAUAUUGACGGACAUUUUGACAGCAUUGAAUACACCUGAUAAUUUACAAAAGCUUGCAGACGCCAAGGAAAAUUCUGGCAAUGAGAUGUUAAAAAUGAUGCAAUUCGUGUUUCCACUAGUAACACAGAUUCAAAUGGACGUCAUAAAAAAUUAUGGAUUCCCAGAAGGAAGAGAAGGUACUGUACAAUUUGUACAGUUCAUUAGAGCUUUAGAGAGAGAGGAUGCCGAAAUAGCGCAGCUACAUAGCCAGAUCCGUUCAUACUUUCUUCCACCAAUUACAAUAAAUUCUUCGACUGAAGCAUCUCUUUAGAUUGAAGCAGAUUCACUUAUAAAUUUUGUUGACUUAGAAGAUUCAUUUAUGUACAAUUUUUAUCUGAAGGCUGUAUUAAUUUAUUAAUUUAGAUAAAGAUAAUUUGCUCAAAUGAGAAAAAAAAUUAUCUCGUGCAUUUUUAUGAAAAAAAGGUUUAUAUUAUUUUUUAUAUGUGCUUUUUUAAUAUUUAAAUCACUUAUUACUUAUCUACAAUCUACACAUAAUAUUCUAAGGAAUAUUUUCAUUUAUAGAUAAAAAAUUUUUUUACUGAAGUAUUAAUAAAAAUAUAAUUUUCUUUAUCUUAAUAGAAUAAUUUAAUUACUAUCUGUACAGAUUUCAGCUAGUGUAAUGAAAUUUGUACAAAUCGUCUAGAAAAAAGUAUCAAAGGAAUUUUAAAUAUUUAAUUUGAGAAAACUUAAAAA
This is a messenger RNA of Monomorium pharaonis (pharaoh ant), 1207 nucleotides long. Its product is annotated as protein C10. Bases 435 to 785 code for a protein of 116 amino acids. Gene Ontology annotation, biological process: post-embryonic development. The record is from RefSeq and is a predicted model, not a curated record. The transcript is spliced from 3 exons. Lineage: Eukaryota; Metazoa; Arthropoda; Insecta; Hymenoptera; Formicidae.